This is a messenger RNA of Biomphalaria glabrata, 2137 nucleotides long. RefSeq names its product nonsense-mediated mRNA decay factor SMG9-like. Gene Ontology annotation, biological process: nuclear-transcribed mRNA catabolic process, nonsense-mediated decay. Bases 171 to 1739 code for a protein of 522 amino acids. NCBI's taxonomy places the organism in Eukaryota, Metazoa, Mollusca, Gastropoda, Planorbidae. The record is from RefSeq and is a predicted model, not a curated record. The transcript has a single exon.
AUUAAGAUCUAUAUCAUCUAGAUAUUUAGUCUUAACAUCUAAAUCUAGAUCUAAUUCUUGUAAAGUCAACAAACGUGAAACGAAAAGUAGAUUUGAUUAGAUAUAUUCUAAGUGUAACUAACCUUUAGAGCUAGAUCUAAUCUGAAUUUGUAGUCAGUCACUGAUAAAUAAUGUCUGAUGCAUACGAUAGAAAUCGCAGGAGAAGAAGGAGGGAUCGCAAUGAUUUUGGAAGACACAAUGAAGAUGUGUCUCCGACACUAGCAACUCCUGCUCCAAGCAAACCGCCAGUUACGAUUUUAGGUUUGGCAAAACCAACUCGAGUUCCUUCCACUACAGCUGUUGUUGAUUAUCCUGCCUCAAAUUUUAGCAACACUACCAGUGAAAUAGAUUCUUCUGACAGCUCCUUUCAUCAAAAUGUAAGUUUAGAUCAUGCUAUUGGUGAUACUUCAACAUCUGAUAAACCAGCGGUUGUUGUUUUGUCAUCAUUAUCCUCAGACAGUAAAAGCCAUUUGACCCCAUCAAAAUCAAAUGAAAUAGAUUCAGCUGAAGCCAGAUCAAAUUUAGAUGACAGUUUGCAUUCCUCUGAAGAAAAUGCAGUCUCUAGCAAAAGAACAACAGUUGCUAGUUCCGUUGGAAAUAUAAUUAGUGGAGUUAUUGACCAAGGUGCCCAGACUCAGCUGAAAUUGGCACCACCUCUAGAAAAGCAAGUUAAAAUCAAGUUAAUUGAUGACAGUUUCCAGUGGUGUGAAAGUGGAGUUGAUUUAAUGCUUGAACAGACAGAUUUUCUAGUGGUUGGCGCCAUAGGUUUACAAGGUUGUGGGAAAUCCACACUUUUGUCUCUUCUUGCUGGUAACACUCAUCAAGAUGCAUAUAGAAACUAUUUUUUCUUCCCACAAACAAAGGAAGCCAAGGAAGAAUGCCUUUUUCAGACCUCCGGAAUCGACAUGUUUGUCACAUCUGAAAGAGUUAUUUUACUUGACACUCAGCCAUUACUUAGUGCUUCCAUGAUGGACUGCUUGUUACGUUACGAAAGAAAAUUCCCUUCAGAAUAUACGUCACUACAAAAUUUUAUAGAAAUGCAGUCAAUGCAAUUGUUAACAUUUUUGUUAUCUGUGUGCAAUAUUAUUCUAAUUGCAGAUGACUGGUUUAUUGAUAUAAAUUUUCUAAGAUUAAUUCAAGAUGCUGAGAUGCUAAAACCAUCAACCCAACCUCCUUCAGCUACAGCUGACAAUAUCUCUUCAUCAAAAGAAGACACACUGGAUUUUUAUCCUACAGUCAUAUUUGUUCACAACAAGGCCACUCGUGAAGACUUUACUCCUGACACAUACUUUUCUAUGCAGCAAAUUUUGCAUAAAAUAUUCAUCUCCUCAAAGCUUAAAAUUCACAGCGGCAUUAACAUGACCAACAAUGCCAUACAUGAUUCAAUUAUUCCUACGCCUCCAGGUGCGGAGGAGGAUCCUGCUAGCAGUUUAAAUCUGCUUCUUAUUCCGCAGAUGGAAUUUUACAAGUCAGAACCAGAAUGGCUGCAAACAACACUACCAGAAUACAGAGGCUAUCCAAGCUUCAAUACCAUACUUUCUUUCUUUCGUUCUCAAAUAUUAUCAGCCCCUCGCUCACCAAUGACUCAUACAACACUAACUGAAAAGAAUUGGUAUCACUUUGCAGCCAGAAUGUGGGAAACUGUUAAAAAAUCUUCUUUGCUUGCUGAAUAUAACAGACUCUUGUCAUCUACUGCCUAGCCUACAGAUAGUAUUAUUAUAUUUGUUUUCAUUACUUUAGAAGUAGAAAAUUGUUUUCAAAAAUUACUUGGAAUUUCAUUAAUUAAAUAUUGUUUUAGAAAGUAACAUAUAUACCAAGUAUUUUAUUAUAUUAUUUGUAAAUUUUAAGUAAUUGUUAGUAUGGGCAAAACAUCACACCAUUUUUUAACUUCUGCUAUAGUGUAUGAAAAUAUUUGUUUAAGUGUGGCAUUUGCAUCGUUUUGUUUAAAUUCCCAAUACCUACUCCUUUAUAAUAGUAUUCUUUUCUCUUGAAAAUAAUUGUUAAUUUUAUGUCACAUUAAUGAAUCACAAUCAGAGGAGAGAGGUGUUUCUAAAGUAAAGGCUAGGUAUGAGAUGCAUGUGUUUCUCUUAUCACCUUA